Dermatophagoides pteronyssinus (European house dust mite) is the source of this 747-nucleotide messenger RNA. RefSeq lists its product as uncharacterized. The record is from RefSeq and is a predicted model, not a curated record. Lineage: Eukaryota; Metazoa; Arthropoda; Arachnida; Sarcoptiformes; Pyroglyphidae.
AUGUAUUUCCAAAUCCGUCGUCUUUGUUAUGGACAAAUGAAAGAAAUUUGCGAAAAUCGUCAAACACUUGGUUAUCGAAUUAAACAUUCGAUCGAGAUUAUUCUUUUUAUUUUUUGGCUAAUUCGAAUGUCAUUAGCGAUAUUGAGUUAUUGCUCACAUAAAUUUAAUUAUUGGCUAUAUGAUCCAUGUGUGAUAUUGUUUUAUGAUCAAAAUCCAAAACUUUUCGUUCAUUAUACAUUUAUAGUGGCCAUCAUUGUAUUAACUGCAAUGAUGGAAACAUAUGUAAUUUUCCUGUAUCGUUUAGAUCCGAUCGUUCGUCAAUAUUUUUAUGAUAUGGUUGUUGUCAAUACAGAACAAAUUUCUCAAUGUUAUCAUUCACCCGAAGAAAUAAAACAAACAUUGGAAAACAUGUAUCAAACUAAUAUGAAACAAUUUGAUUACAAAAAUAUAUUUUGUUCAACAAGUUCUUUAUAUUAUAUUCAACGAGUUUAUUGUUGGAUCAAAACUAGAAUUCAAUUCAUACUUCUGCUUGGUCAUUUGGAUCUGAAAAAAGCAUCAUCAUACAAAUUAAAAUCAUUGCCAUAUUUAUCAAUAAAAAGUCGAUCAAUGUUAGAGCUCGGUCUUUCUUGUAUGGACAAAUUUUUUUAUUAUUUGCAUUUUGUACUAAUAUUAUUCUUUAUACCAGCCAUGAUAUUCUAUUAUUAUAUAACAUGGAAUAUGUUUCCAUUUACAGAAUGGCAAAAUUAA